AAUCUAUUUCCAACGCCUCGGGCUAUCUUCUUUUUUAAAACCCACACCAUUAUUUCUGUCCGGGACAGAUAGGAAAUCUUACUUCUGGCCUUUGGUAUCAAUUUUCACCAAGCACUUCAUCUUCACUCGACUUUCUACCCGUUUCGCAUGACUCCCUAUUAUCUUUACGCCGAUAUCACGUAACACCAAUCAAUUGAGACCAUUUUAAUGGCUACACCCGAGACCAGGUUGGAAACCCUAGCGGACCAAAGGGAAAGUUUGAAUGAGUCCCCCCUCAGAUGCGACGAUGAUCACGUCAAUUUCCCCUCUCAAACCCCUGUCCAAACAACAGUUCCAGCUCCCGAAGAAAACGAUGGUGUCCGGCGUACGACAAGAUUGAAAAAGCCACCUUCUAGAUAUGAAGAAGAGUAUAUCAAUCUGACCUCCGAGACACCUACCCAACCAGCUAUCAAGCAAACCCGCCCGAAGCGGAAGGCCGCCCAAGUUGCUGCGGAUAAUAUCAUCCCGGAAGAUGUCGCCCCUAUCCUCGAAGAUGUCCUAAUUCAGAUGUAUCCAGAUGAGCGUAAGGAAUAUGAAGGUUGGGUAGAACUAGAAUCUGAACCCGGCUUCUUCAAUGCGAUGUUGCAAGAGCUAGGGGCUGAGGAUUUCAGAGUCCAAGAAGUAUACAGCCUCGACGCAGACACAUUAGGAUUGCUGCCAAAGCCGGUACAUGGGCUUAUAUUCUUAUUCGAAUAUGAGAGUGAUAAUGAGCCAAGCGAUGACAACCGCGAGAACUGUCCUGAUGGUCUCUGGUUCGCGAAUCAGACAACAGCCAAUGCCUGCGCUACUGUUGCGCUUGUGAAUAUCAUUAUGAACGCAGAAGACAUCAAUCUCGGCACUCAACUGCAGGAGUUUAAGGACUGUACUAAAACAUUACCACCGCCUCAUCGAGGAUCUGAUCUCGAUAGGAAUGACUUCAUUCGGGGUAUUCAUAACUCAGUUGCGAGUAAAAGGCGUAUCGAUCUCCUUGCUGAGGAUUUAGCUCUUGACAAUAAGUACGAAGAGUCAUUAAAGAAGAGAACACAGAAGUCCUCUCGCGCUAAGCGCUCGAAGGCUAGUGUCGAGACAAAUUAUCAUUACAUUGCCUAUGUACCCAAGAACGGCCAAAUAUGGGAACUUGAUGGCUUACACGUAAAGCCACUGCGCCUUAGUAAUAUUAUAGAGGGUAUUCAAGACUCGUGGCUCGAAACAGCGAGCACAGCUAUCCAGGAGCGCAUGGUGCGUAAUUCCGAGUUCUCAUCGUAUAGUCUCCUGGCGAUCUGCCAAUCGCCGCUUAAGACGCUAUGUACCGAGCUCGCAACGAGCCUUGCUUGUUCCCGCACAUUGCACGAACGCUUCAGCAAUGAUCCCGCCUGGACCAUCCCGGACCCGUCAGAGAUAUUCACCAACAUGCGCCCAGGGCAACGAAACAUGACGUCCGAGAGUCUCAAAAAAGCCGAGCUCACUGAAUCCUUCACGACCAAGACGAGCCACCCCGAGUUCGACACCGCGGCGGCGUUGCAGUUGGCUCAGGAACUAAAGAUGGAGCAGGACUCCCUCAAUGCACAGUACGUCGCCGAGCUGGCGACUGUGGACGAGGCCGUGGAGACGGUACGCGGGCGGCAGCGUGACUACACGCCAGCAAUACAUCAGUGGGUGAAGGCGCUUGCUGAGAAGGGGGUUCUCAGAGAGUUUAUUCAAGAGAUGGGGUAGAAUGUCUAAGACCCUAGAUAUCGUGAUGAUCAAUGCUACAAAGGAACCGGAGUCGGCGAGUUGGUGAGUGUUAUUUUUAACUAGAUAGUCCGACGACGUUGCGUUGCGUUACAUAGACCCGGCCUGAAGACGGCUUAUUCCUACCAAUGAUGUCUCACAUCAUCAUAUGCUGGAAGUUGUCCGUCCCCUACAGAAACUCAGACAACUUGAGAGGAGAGCAUUCGCCACUCUCCUUUUUGAGAUCCCCUACGAAUAAAUACCUUUCACCCCUAAAUAUAAAGUCAGAUCAUACGGAGCGGAGCAAAUCCGAAAGCGCCGUUCUAUUCGGUGUUAUCAUUCCAAUCUAUACCUAACCGCAUGCCGCGUAUGCUGCAUCAACGUCAACGUCCAC
This is a messenger RNA of Annulohypoxylon truncatum, 2122 nucleotides long. Its product is annotated as cysteine proteinase. Gene Ontology annotation, biological process: protein deubiquitination; ubiquitin-dependent protein catabolic process. Gene Ontology annotation, cellular component: cytoplasm. Lineage: Eukaryota; Fungi; Ascomycota; Sordariomycetes; Xylariales; Hypoxylaceae. The record is from RefSeq and is a predicted model, not a curated record. Gene Ontology annotation, molecular function: cysteine-type deubiquitinase activity. Bases 208 to 1731 code for a protein of 507 amino acids. The transcript has 5 exons.